UUGGUGGUCCUCCCGCUUCCAGGAAAGACAUGUCAGACGCUGAGGAGAUCCUGGAGGAUCAGGACGAGUACGAGCAGGAGGUGAAGGAACAGAAAGAGGAGCAGGACUACGAGGUGGAAGAGGAGGAAGAGGUGGAGGAGGAUGAAAGACACCAGCAUGAGGAAGAGUCUAAACCGCGACCUAAAACCACGUACGUGCCCAACAUCGCCCCGCCCAAGCUGCCGGACGGAGAGAAGGUGGAUUUCGACGACCUCCACCGCAAGCGCGUGGAGAAGGAUUUCAACGACCUGCAGGGCCUUAUCGAGCUGCACUUCUCCAACCGGCAAAAGGAAGAGGAGGAGCUGGUGGCCCUGCGCAACCGUAUCGAACGGCGCCGCUCGGACCGGGCCGAGCAGCAGCGGGAGCGCGCUGAGCAAGAGCGUGAACGCCAAGCCCGGUUAACGGAGGAGCGAGUGCGGCGAGAGGAGGAGGCGGCCAAGCUACGUGCUGAAGAGGAGGCCAAGAAGAAGAAGACCUUUACCAACAAGUCUUUCGGUGGCUACCUACAGAAGGUGGACCAGAAGAAGGGCAAGAAACUGACGGCGCGCGAGGAGAAAAAGAAGGCACUGCUGGAACGCCGCAAACCACUCAACAUCGACCACCUCAACCAAGACAAGCUGGCCGAGAAGGCACAGGACCUGUGGGGGUGGCUCCACCAGCUCCAUUCCGAGAAAUUCGAGCUGGGCGAGAAGCUCAAGCGGCAGAAGUACGAUAUCUACGUGCUACGCAACCGCGUCAGUGACCACCAGCGUGGGUCCAAGUCAUCCAAGACCUCGCGUUGCGCCAAGGGAAAGUCGGGCUCUUGGAAGUGACCAUGGGGAAAACACUUUUUUCAGCUCCCAGCUGUUGUAAUGGCCACUCAUCAACCCACUCUGUUAUUGUUUGU
Messenger RNA from Phycodurus eques (leafy seadragon), 925 nucleotides. It is a transcript of the gene tnnt2c, whose product is annotated as troponin T2c, cardiac. Gene Ontology annotation, biological process: cardiac muscle contraction; sarcomere organization; regulation of muscle contraction. Gene Ontology annotation, molecular function: troponin I binding; troponin C binding; tropomyosin binding. The transcript has a single exon. NCBI's taxonomy places the organism in Eukaryota, Metazoa, Chordata, Actinopteri, Syngnathiformes, Syngnathidae. Bases 30 to 851 code for a protein of 273 amino acids. Gene Ontology annotation, cellular component: troponin complex. The record is from RefSeq and is a predicted model, not a curated record.